Messenger RNA from Petromyzon marinus (sea lamprey), 482 nucleotides. The record is from RefSeq and is a predicted model, not a curated record. NCBI's taxonomy places the organism in Eukaryota, Metazoa, Chordata, Hyperoartia, Petromyzontiformes, Petromyzontidae.
AGCACAUGGAGAUGACAAUGGUGAAACUGUUCACCAAGUCCAUUCUCAAAUUCCUCAUUCAACUCCAUGCAAAGGGAAUCGUGCAUGGGGACAUCAAGCCGAGGAACAUGUCGAUUAAAGAGCCUGGGGCAGGGACCAUCCGGAUGAUGAGUUUUGAAAACAGCUUUUUGGUGGGACGCCAACGUUCACAGAAUUUUUGUUCCCACGCGUACCUUGCCCCAGAGGCGUACCUGGGCCACGUGUCAUCUUUCCCGGUUGACAUGUGGGGACUGGGUUGUACAGUGGCCGAGUUGGCUACCGGACGCAUCCUCUUUCCGGCCAUCAACAAACUCGACCAGCUCCCGUGUUAUAUGGAGGUAUUGCCCACACAGCAGUAACACUGACAAUUCCGUUAUUGGCAUCAAUUUCAUGACCAAUUUGCUCUUGAAAUCGCCCAACUCAGUCAUUGCUUCUAACCACGUUCACUUCUCAGCGAGUAUUUC